AUGCCGCGCACAGGCUCACUCACACCGCCCAUCCCCUCGCCGCCUCUCGCAAACCCGCAACACGCCCGCUCGCACCACACCUCGCCCCCGGCCUCACCCCAGCCCACCCAUCGUCCGCAGACACCGCUCGAGAACGACCAGGACCCGUUCCUCGCCCAAGUAGCGCGCAUCCCACUCACAGAGGAGGACAGGCAGGAGGGCUACGACGUCGAGCUCCUCAAUGCCAGACCGAGGGGCCGCUAUUCAUCCGACCUCGCCCCCGCCGCGGGCGCGAGCGACGCAGACCACGACUCGUUGCUCGGUGCGGGUGCGCUCGGAGAGAAGUACGGCGCGGGCGCAGGAGGAGGUGGACUCGGAGGGUCGGGCGCGCCUCUACCGCCGCGGGCUGGCUUGGGGAGUGGAUCGCACGGCGCGCUUGUACCCGGAGGAGGAGGAGGGUACGGUUCCCCCGGCAAGGAGUUUGGGUUGGACUCGAACGGUGGGUACUCGGGCACGACGGCGCAGAGCGGCGCGCGCGAACGGAAACCCUGGUUCCUACGACCACUGCCCCUCGUCGCGCUCGUCGGGUUCAUCGUCGCGUGCGCGCUCGCGAUCGGCCUCGGAGUCGGCCUGUCCCUCAAGCACUCGAACACGACGGCGUCCACCUCGAGGUCGUCCGGCAACAGUACCGUCUCUGGGUCCGGCUCGCGGUCGGGAAGUCGCACGUCGACGCGCACGCGGACGAUGACAACCGGCACCGUCGUCCCUUCGUCCCUCUACUCGUCCUACACGUCUCUCCACCCUCAAACCGACGACUCGACAACUGCCUCGCUCGGGUGGACUUCAACAGUCGGCGCAACCGCCACUGAAACGACUACCCUUCCCUCGGCCUUGACGAGCGUCCCUUCACCCGCUAGCGGCACGACUCUCGCCACCAGCGGAAACCUCCCCAUCCCAGCUGCGAGCGCGACGACUAUCAGCGGGUCAAUCACCAUCUCGGCGCUGACGGCGACUCUCCGCGCGCGGGCACCGCGGCAGACUAUGCGCUUCGAGGGGUGA
Rhodotorula toruloides NP11 is the source of this 1038-nucleotide messenger RNA. RefSeq lists its product as uncharacterized. Lineage: Eukaryota; Fungi; Basidiomycota; Microbotryomycetes; Sporidiobolales; Sporidiobolaceae. The transcript is spliced from 2 exons. The record is from RefSeq and is a predicted model, not a curated record. Bases 1 to 1038 code for a protein of 345 amino acids.